Molecule: messenger RNA, 2292 nt
Organism: Phasianus colchicus (ring-necked pheasant)
Lineage: Eukaryota; Metazoa; Chordata; Aves; Galliformes; Phasianidae
Source: RefSeq, a predicted model, not a curated record
AAGGGUCAGAAAUGUGAUCUGUUGGGUCACAUAUAUGUUGAUCAUAUGUACUGAUAAAAUGCAGUAUUAAAUAGUAUUUUUUUGGUAAAGAUUUCUUAGAUAAGUGAGAUAUAUGCUGAUAUCUUUAACAACAAGUGAUUGCAGUGAAGCUCUCCAUUCCCAUGCACAGCUGAUGCUUGGAGAAGGGCGAUGCUCACUCUGGCAUUGUGUAGACAUCAGUUUGCUUUAUAGCUCCUCUGUCCCAGCUUGGAUUCACCAUAUGCUGGUGGUGGAGCUGCCCUUUGGGGGCACUGCUCUGUGCUUCCAUCUACUCUGGGCUGCUCCUUCAUGCAUUAUUAACCCUUUGCUUUUCCUAAGGAGGAUGUUUCCAAGCUACAAGGUCAAGGUGACCGGAAUGAAUCCCAAGACCAAAUACAUUCUGUUGAUCGACAUCGUCCCGGCUGAUGACCACCGGUACAAAUUCUGUGACAAUAAAUGGAUGGUGGCUGGGAAGGCAGAGCCAGCCAUGCCAGGCCGGCUGUACGUGCACCCUGACUCACCUGCCACUGGAGCGCACUGGAUGCGGCAGCUCGUGUCCUUCCAGAAGCUGAAGCUCACCAACAACCACCUGGAUCCAUUCGGCCAUAUUAUCCUCAAUUCAAUGCACAAAUACCAGCCGCGGCUGCACAUUGUGAAGGCAGAUGAGAACAACGCUUUUGGCUCGAAGAACACGGCAUUCUGCACCCACGUGUUUCCAGAGACGUCCUUUAUCUCAGUGACCUCCUACCAGAACCACAAGAUAACUCAGCUGAAAAUUGAGAACAACCCCUUUGCAAAGGGAUUCAGGGGAAGCGACGACAGCGACCUACGCGUGGCACGGCUCCAAAGCAAAGAAUACCCAGUGAUUUCCAAAAGCAUCAUGAGGCAGAGGUUGGUGUCCAGCCAUGGCCAGCUCUCGACCAAGCCAGAUGUUAACCCGCUCCAUGGCAGUCACCAGACCCUCCAACACUAUCAGUAUGAGAAUGGUGCUCACAUGCAGUUCGCAGCCUCAGAUACUCAAGAUCUGUCACUCAACACCUUCACAGCACAGAGAGAUUCAGGGCUCUUCUAUCACUGCCUGAAGAGAAGAGCAGAUGACGCACGGCACCUGGACCUGCCCUGCAAGCGUUCCUACCUGGAGGCCUCCUCGUCAGUGGGUGAUGAUCACUACUUUCGCUCCCCACCACCCUACGAGCAGCAGAUGCUGAGCCCGUCCUACUGCAGCGAGGUGGCCCCACGGGAAGCCUGCAUGUACUCUGGGUCAGGGGCUGAGAUCGCAGGCGUGCCGGCAGUGGAUGACUUGCCUCCUCCGCCUCCCCCGCUGAGCUGCAAUAUGUGGACUUCAGUCGCACCUUACACCAGCUACAGUGUUCAGACAAUGGAAACUGUGCCCUACCAGCCCUUCCCAGCCCAUUUCACAGCCACCACCAUGAUGCCACGGCUCCCAUCCAUCGCGGGGCAGGGCUCACAGCCCCCGGGGAACAGCCACUUCAGUGUCUACAACCAGCUGGCCCAGUCUCAGGUUCGGGAGCGCGUCCCCCCAUCGUCUUUCCCAAGGGAAAGAGUGCACCCGUCCGUGUGUGAGAGGAAGCCGCCUUCCCCACACCUCAACGCUGCCAAUGAGUUCCUCUACUCCCAAAGCUUCUCCUUGUCGCGGGAGUCCUCACUGCAGUACCAUUCAGGAAUGGGGACGGUGGAGAACUGGACGGAUGGGUGACUCCGUGGGCCCAGCGGUGCCGCAGCUUGCGUUACCGCUCCGGGACGGUGCUAAGGCAGCGUUAUACCUGUGGGUAACUUGCACUUGGGUGAGACGAGCAUGCAUUUCCCAGGGACGCGUGUGCGCGGGGAGUGCCCAUCUCUGGGCACACUGAGAAUUCCGACUCCUGGAUCCAUCAGCCUCUGACUAACUUCCGAAUGAAUUAAUUCUCACCUCUUCAUUACCAAUCUGGUAGAAACCAUCUUCUGGACUAACGAGUGAAGCCGUCUGUCAUUCACUUUUGCCUGUAACAGUAAACAUCCACAAGCAAAUUUUGGCUUUUUGGGAGAAACACGAGCUUCACUUGUAUGGUACUCGGUUCACAAAGUCACAGAAUCCCCCAAACCAACAGAAGACACAAUCUCUUGGGCUGUGUAGCUCCAGGACUGCUGUAGCAGCACGUGUUAGGCUCUGUCCACCUGCAGAAAUUUCCUUUCCUCUGAUGCCAGUGGUGAGGUGCAGCGCAGAGAGGAGAAGCACCGGUGCUCAAAUGUCCCUUCUUCCCCCAUCGAUCAUGG